UUAGCAAACGUAUUCAUAAAAUGCAAGCCUGCCUAAAUGAAAAAGAACCAGCUGUGGCUAUUUGUAGCGUUGUAAACGGCUUAUUUAUCUUUAUAACUUUACAAAUUUUUCAACAACUUACAUUUGCUUAGUAUUGUCUAAAAAAUGUCUUUAGUUUCCUAUGCUGCCAGUAGUGAUGACGACUCCGACGACACCAAUGAAGAAGAUUUCGAUUCAAGUACAAAAAUCAAGGAGAAAGCUGCUCCGGUGACUACUACACUCAGCUCUAAAAUAACCAACGACACAAUAAGUGACGAUGAGGACGACUAUGCGCCCACAGAAUUUACGGAAAUACCUAAUCCAAUUAAAGAUUCAGGGAUUAUUAAAUUGCUAACGCAUAGUCUUUCUCUACCUAAACCGAAAAAUACGACUGAUUUAAAAACCCCAGACGAAAAAUUGGAAGUGAGGCCUAAAUUCUCCAAACUACCAUUACCUAAACACAAAGUAGAACUAAAUGUAGUUAUUGAAGAGGACGACGAAUUUCUGUAUAAAAAAGCUAUCUUACCCGUCGAAGAGGUGAAGCCGACGAAACCUUUAUUUGUACCGCCCAGUAAAGGACCUGUUAAGAUAACUGUACCAUCAUUAAAAGAAUUUAGUGACGUAGAUAAGGAUAUAGCAGCCAAAGUAAAGAAGCCUCUACUUGAUGAGCAAAAAAAAUCUGGUUUGCUGGCAAUGUUGCCGCGUGCAAAAUCAGAGCAAAACUUUAGUAAAGCUAUUGCUACAGAGAGGCCGAAACCUACAACAGUUAGUCGUCUUAUUCCAGACACAGUGAAAAACCAACGUCCUGCUCAUAAUACAGAGGGCGUUGAUGGUAUGAAAAAAGUAAUUAAGAAAACGAACAAGACAAUGGGUAAAUCCAAACCAUCAUUGGUCGAUUGUAGCGAUAGUGAAGAAAGUGGUGAUGAAGCCGAUGAUUUCUUUUCUCUUAAUUCCGAGGAUAAGCUGCCUGAGGUUAGCAUGAAUGAAAUCAAUACUAUGGUAGCGGAACGCGCUGCUAAAAUGGCUAAUGCAGCUACUCCGUUCUUAAGCAAAGUUGCUGAACAUGAACCAACUGAUGUCGAAAUACAGAACGAACGACUCUUGGCAGAAAAUCAACAAGUUGUAUUAGACCAGACGGCGUUGCAAGCGCUGGCUGGAAGUAAAGCAAAACGAAGAAGAAAAGAGGAAAACAUUGAAGUGGUGGACAUUUCUAGUGCCGAAGUACUCCCAAGUAGAGAGGAAUGGAUGCGUACAGCUUUGGCUUCCUCCACUGCUUAUCAACCGACUGGUGUUCUGGUUGAUGAAGAACCGGUAGCUGGCACUCGGCGAAAGCAUCAAAUAACUUACCUGGCUCAUAAAGCGAAAGCCAACGAAGCUGAACUGCAAGCAAUGUGGUCCGCAAAUCGUCAAACCAGGCGGGCAACCCAGAGCAAAUAUGGUUUUUAAGAUUUCAUUGAAUUGUUUAUAUUCACCAUAGUGCAUAUUUUUACUUAAAUAUAAACUACGAAAAACAUAAA
Molecule: messenger RNA, 1535 nt
Organism: Anastrepha ludens (Mexican fruit fly)
Lineage: Eukaryota; Metazoa; Arthropoda; Insecta; Diptera; Tephritidae
Exons: 1
Coding region: 145-1464 (439 amino acids)
Cellular component (GO): nucleus
Source: RefSeq, a predicted model, not a curated record